Helianthus annuus (common sunflower) is the source of this 2587-nucleotide messenger RNA. Its product is annotated as 65-kDa microtubule-associated protein 6. The transcript is spliced from 13 exons. Lineage: Eukaryota; Viridiplantae; Streptophyta; Magnoliopsida; Asterales; Asteraceae. Gene Ontology annotation, molecular function: microtubule binding. Gene Ontology annotation, cellular component: spindle; cytoplasm. Bases 512 to 2290 code for a protein of 592 amino acids. The record is from RefSeq and is a predicted model, not a curated record. Gene Ontology annotation, biological process: microtubule cytoskeleton organization.
CCUGUUUCCAAAGUGUUUUAAAUGAACAAGAUUCAUUAUUAUGGAAUUUAUUUAAAGAGCUCAUCUUUAAUACAAGCGAGAAUUUAGUAAACAAAUCUUGUUAAACAAUUAACGUGCGCAGAUCCGUCCAGUGCGCAUUAUAGCUUAAUCCACUCUUAUUCUGGUUCUUGAAAAGGGGGUUUCUUGGUGGUCCAUUUUGUUUGUUUGUCCUCCUCAAGCAGUACCUAAUUCUUUUGCUCUUAUCCCUUACUUGGGUCAUCUCUCUUUUCUUUUUCUUGUGUUUUACUAAUAAACUUCCAAACAGAUCUAUUUUGUUUUGUGGGUUUCUUGAUUUCCCACAUUUCAAGAUCAUAUUUUUAAGCAAAAGCAAGAUAGUGAAGGUAAACAAGGCAAGAAAGAUGGAAAAAGACCCACAUCUUUUUUCAAUUUAACACAUCUUGUUGUGUGUUCGUUUGCAUUAAAGUUAGAGGAAGAAAGUGGGUUGAAAAAGGUGUGUGCAGAUUAAAGAACAAUGUUGGCAAGGAGUCCUUCUAGUGUCCAUACAGCCACUACUUGUAAUACUUUACUUAGAGAACUACAGCAAAUAUGGAUGGACAUAGGUGAAAAUGAAGCCGAGAAAGACCGAAUGUUAAUGGAAUUAGAAAGAGAGUGUUUAGAAGUGUACAAAAGAAAGGUCGACGAGGCUGCAACCGCCAAAGCGCGUCUUCACCAGGCGGUUGCCGCCAAAGAAGCCGAACUCGCCACUCUCAUAGCGACCCUCGGUGAUCUUAACACUCAUUUUCCGAUAAACAUUGAAAACAAAUCAUCAACAUUGAAAGCUCAACUUGCAAUGGUCACACCAUUGGUAGAAGAUUUGAAAUUAAAAAAAGAAGAAAGAAUCAAACAAUUUGCAGAUAUAAAGAGUCAAAUCGAAAAAAUUAACGGUGAAAUUUCGGGAUUUAGUCAAUUUGUAGAUUCACUGAAUCUCGAAGAACAAGACUUAUCACUCCGAAAACUCGGUGAAUACCAAUCUCAUCUUCGGACUCUGCAAAAAGAAAAGUCGGAACGGCUUCAUAAAGUUUUAGCCCAUGUGAACGAAGUGCAUUCCAUGUGUAGUGUUCUCGGGUUGGAUUUCGGCAAAACCAUUAGUGAUGUGCAUCCGAGCUUGCACGGUACAAGCUUAGAACAAGCAACAAAUAUAAGUGAUAGCACAUUGGAAGGUCUAGAAAACGCCAUUCUUAAGUUGAAAACAGAGAAAAAAGUGCGGUUUCAGAAGUUGAAAGAUAUUGCGGAAAAAUUAUUUGAGCUUUGGCAAAUAAUGGAUUCUACAAGGGAAGAAAAGAGUUAUUUUUCAAGAAUUACGUCGGUUAUUAGGUUAUCGGAAGCGGAAAUUAUGGAACCCGCAGCUCUUUCGUUGGAGGUUAUCCAACAGGCAUCGGAAGAAGUUGAAAGGCUCAGUAAACUGAAAGCAAGUCGAAUGAAAGAACUUGUUAUGAAACGGAGAUCCGAGUUGGAAGCCAUAUGUUUAAAGACUCAUAUCGAGCCUGAUCCAAGUACCGCUAUUGACAAAUCUAAUGCAAUGAUAGAUUCCGGUCUAGUGGACCCCAGUGAGCUUUUGGCGAACAUUGAAGCACAAAUUAGUAAAGUAAAGACCGAAGCAUUGAGUCGAAAGGAAAUCAUGGAUAGGAUAGAAAGAUGGCUCUCUGCCUGUGAAGAGGAAAAUUGGCUUGAAGAUUAUAACCUUGAUCAAAACAGGUAUAGUGCUGGAAGGGGAGUCCAUCUUAGUUUAAAACGGGCUGAACGGGCCCGAAUUGCUGUUAACAAGAUUCCAUCAAUGGUUGACAACCUAAUAUCCAAGACAAUCGCGUGGGAAAAUGAGAAAAAGAAGUCGUUCCUUUACGACGGGGUUCGCUUGGUGACAAUAUUGGAGGAAUAUAAGCUAACGAGACUACAGAAAGAAGAGGAAAAGAAGCGUUUCAGGGACCAAAAGAAGCUUCAAGACUUGCUACAUACAGAACGGGAAUCCAUUUACGGGUCAAAGCCCAGCCCGAGGAGAUCCACCAGUUUUAGGAUGAGUAAUGGGCAUCGUGGAAACGGGUCGAUGACCCCUACACCUCGCAGAAACUCGGCUGCAAGUCCAACAUUGGAGCCCAUGACUCCCCGUUCAUAUUCCGGUCGUCAAAACGGGUACCACAAGGAAAUGAGACGGUUAACCACCGCCCCACUAAACUUUGUGACCGUACCCAAAGAAGAUACGAUAUCGUUUUCUUCCGUAUAUGGUUCUGAACCUGGGUCUCCCCUUCAGAACUGAAUCUUUGAACAUUAACCGUUGGUGGAGCAGGAUGUAAGAAGCUUUUGUGUGUGUUGAUUGGAGUAGAAAAGGAGCAGAAAGGAUGUGAAUAUAUGAAGAAGGGGGUUGUACACUAGUUUUUCAUGUUUUGAACAGCAGCAGGCAGCUGACAGUUUAGCAACAGAGUGUGAUGGUGGAUAUAAAUAGAAUUUGUGAACAUUUUGUAUGAUGUUUGUUUGGCAGUUUACUUGUAAUCUGGUGUAUCUCUGCAUGUUUUUCUUUUUUGCUUUGAUAUAAAAUCCAAUAACUUGUGAUCUA